Molecule: messenger RNA, 1503 nt
Organism: Vigna umbellata (rice bean)
Lineage: Eukaryota; Viridiplantae; Streptophyta; Magnoliopsida; Fabales; Fabaceae
Source: RefSeq, a predicted model, not a curated record
AUGACAGCCCUUCAUGUUGCAAUAAGCAUGAGAAAAACCAGUUUUGCAGAAAAGCUGGUGAAUUGUAUGGAAAUGCAUGAUUUGGAAAUUCUCAUGGUAGAUGGAAACACAGCCUUUUGUCUGGCAGCAAUGACUGGGAAUGUUAAAAUUGCUGGAAUUCUGUUACGCAAGAAUCGAAGGUUGCCAUGGAUUAGAGGCCAAAACAAUAUGCUGCCAAUUCAAUUAGCAUCUUCUGCAGGCCACAUUUCAAUGGCAGAAUUUUUAUUUCAAGCUCUUCCAGUGGACCUUCACAACAGCGUGGCAUCAAAAUUGUUGAAUCGCUAUCCUAAAUUGGCUACCAUGGAAAACGAAGGGGGAUUCACAGCUUUGCAAAUGCUUGCCCAAAUUUCUUCGUCCCAGGAAGCUAUUGGUGAUGAAGAUAUUGUAAGAUCGUUGUUUAAGGGAAUGGGAAAAGAGGAAGAAUCUCUCAACUAUGCAAAAUUGUCAACAGCAAUGUUUGAUGCUGCAAAAUAUGGAAACACUAUGAUUUUAAAAUUUAUUUUCAAGUAUUAUCCAGAAUUGUUAUUUGAAGUGGAUUCCACCAAGCAAAGAAACUUACUCCACAUUGCUAUUCUGCAUCGACAAGAAGCUGUAUACAAACUAAUAUUAAAGCAGGGGGAUUUCAAGAAUAUGAUGGUACAAUUGGUUGAUUUUAACGAUAACAAUGUUCUUCAUUUAGCUGCAAAGUUGGAUAAACCAGAACAAAAAUUCGGAUUAUCAACAAACUAUGUUCAAAUGCGUACUGAGGAGACAUGGUUUAAGGAGGUACAGAAAAUAGUUCCGCCUUCAAUGAAAACAAAGAAAAAUAAAGAUGGUUUGACUCCUAUAGAAUUAUUUCAUCAGUCACACAAAGAGUUACACAAAGAAUCUGCAUCUGAACUGAAGUCUCUGGCAAAUACUUUAAUAGUGGUGGCAACUCUUAUCAUCACCUUAGGAAUUUCGGUUGCCAUAACCAUUCCUCUUAAUGAUAUUGAUAGUACACUUACUCCAAUUUUUCGGAAAAAAACAUGGUACAUCAUCUUUUUUAUAUCAGUAGGGCUGGAAACAAGUUUCUGCGCUGCAUCUAUGUUGUUCUAUGCUUCAGCUAUUCUUCCUUCAAAUGUGGACCCACAAGAUGAGUCUAUUCGCUUACAAGAAAACAAGGUCAGAUUUGGUAGUGUCACACUUUUUAUCUCUGCUGGACUCAUGUUGGUUGCUUCUAUUGCCAGUGCCACAUUGAUCUUCGAAUUCUUAUCAAGUUGGAGCCCUUAUUUCACUUUUGGAGUUGGUGUUCUCGUCUUCAUUUUACAUUUUACACUUGAUCAUGCUCUGUGGAGUAAAUAUAUAUCGCACCUGGUGCUAACCUUGUCCAAGGUAGCUCCAGUGAAGUUCGAAAGAUUGUUUGGGCCAAUCAGCAAGCCUGUGAUUGCCAUAUUCGAGAAAGAAUUAUCAGAAAAGCAUUAUCUGUCAAGCACUAGAUCUUGA